AUGUUGAAAUUCGUUGAGAAGUUCCGCGACAAUUCAGAAACGUACAAGAAAUCUGCACCUCUUAAAAAGGAUUGGAUCAACAUUAAUUGGGGUGCUAGAGAAGAGGAAGUCAAGUGGCUGAAUUCGUUCAGCCUCGAAGAGGGCACCAAAAAGCAUCUUCGGAUUCUACUCUAUGGACCGGCUGGAAGUGGGAAAUCCAGUUUCAUUAAUUCUGUUGACAGUGUUUGUCAGAACAGGAUAACCUAUCCUGCAGCGGUCUCCAGCAGUGGGGACACCUGGACUACCAUGUACAAAACACAUCAAAUCCAAAAAGGGAUUGCACGCCAAUAUCACCCAUUCGUCUUCAACGACGUCAUGGGCUUGGAAGGCAUCAGAGGAGUCCGUGAGGAGGACAUCAAACACGCCAUGCAAGGACACCUGAAAGAGGGUUACAAGUUCAAUGCUAAAUCUCCAUUGCAACCGUCCGAUGAAGGCUACAACAAGAACCCUGAUAGAAAUGACAUGGUAGACAUACUUGUCUGUGUUGUUUCUGCCAACGCUUUGCCUAUGAUGAAGGAUGAUACCCUGAACAAGAUGAAUGUCAUCACAACAGCUGCCAGAGACUAUGACAUUCCACAGAUGGCCAUUCUGACAAACAUUGAUGAAACCUGUCCACUCGUUAAAAAAAGCAUUACAAAUGUCUACAAAAGCAAGCGCAUCAGGAGGAUGAUGGAGGAGCUCCAAAGUAAGCUGGGAAUUCCUUUGACCAACAUCUUUCCUUUGAAGAAUUACCAUGAAGAACACGACUUGAAUAGUGACAUUGAUAUGCUGAUACUAAAAGCACUGAGACAAAUUAUUCAAAUCGCAAAUGACCGCUUAAAUAAAGCUGAAGGUAGUUGUUUCUACUUGGGCAAAGAAUGUGCCCCAGUAGUUUGUUAGCCUGCUUGAUGCAUUGUGGCGACCGUGGACGUGCCGAGUACCGCAAAGGAUCCUGGGAAGGUUCUGACUGUCACUUGUUUGCGUGUAGCGCCUCCUGGGUCCUUUGGGGUGUGGCAUUGUGUGAGGUGUAGUUAAUUAUGUACACUGUAAAGAAUAAAAAGUUGAGAAAACUCAAAAUUGCAAGGCAACUUACUGCAAUCAAUUUUUGAGUUUUGAGCCCAUCAAAAGAUAAUUUUCUUCUUUAGACAAACUUGAAAGUUAGAGUUAUACCAACUAAGAUUUUUAUAUUUUACAAAACUCAAAAAAAUAA
Molecule: messenger RNA, 1228 nt
Organism: Gadus chalcogrammus (walleye pollock)
Lineage: Eukaryota; Metazoa; Chordata; Actinopteri; Gadiformes; Gadidae
Product: interferon-induced protein 44-like
Exons: 8
Coding region: 1-918 (305 amino acids)
Source: RefSeq, a predicted model, not a curated record